AUGGAGCUAUUCAUGUUAAUACUGACUAUGGUAGUGUUGGGUUUAGUAAUUUUAGCUGUCUUACUGAAAACAAGGGAUUCUCCAACAGAAAUGGAAGCAAUUCCAGGUACCUUAGGGUGGCCUAUUAUUGGAGAGAGUUUGUCUUUCAUAUCUGAAUUCUCAAGCCCUGCUGGUAUAUACAGCUUCAUUAACAAGAGACAGAAACUGUAUGGGAAGGUGUUCAAGAGUUAUGUAUUGGGAAGGUAUACAGUGUUCAUGACAGGAAGAGAAGCAAGUAAAAUAUUGUUGACAGGAAAAGAUGGAAUGGUGAGCUUAAACCUUUUCUACACAGGACAGCAAGUACUUGGACCUACUAGCUUGCUCCAACAGACAGGAGAGUCGCACAAGAGACUCCGAAAACUAAUUGCUGAACCGCUCUCACUUGACGGCCUUAAGAAGUAUUUUCAGUUUAUCAACAGCUUAGCUAUUGAAACAUUGGAUCAGUGGUCUGGAAGAAAAGUCUUGGUUCUUGAAGAAGCUUCCACAUUCACACUGAAGGUGAUAGGCAAUAUGAUAAUGAGCUUAGAUCCAACUGGUGAGGAACAAGAGAAAUUUCGAACCAAUUUCAAGAUUAUUUCUGCCUCUUUUUCUUCCUUACCCUUUAAGGUCCCCGGAACUGCCUUCUAUCGUGGCAUUCAGGCACGUGAUCGAAUGUAUGCUAUGUUAGACUCGAUAAUUGACCAACGUAGAAGUGGGAAAAGCUUGAAACAAGACUUCUUGCAAUCCCUGGUAAAGAAGCAUGCAUCAGAAGGAAAUGACGAUGACAAACUCACUGAUAAACAACUCAAGGAUAACAUAUUAACACUGCUAGUUGCAGGACACGAUACUACAACUGCUGCUUUGACAUGGCUCGUCAAAUAUAUUCAAGAAAAUCCUGUUGUAUUGGAACAAUUAAGGGAGGAACAUAGAGAAAUUCAAGCUCGAAAACAAGGCACAUUAGAUCUUGCCUGGUCUGAAGUCAACAAUAUGCCUUACACCGCCAAAGUAAUAAGUGAAACUCUUAGAAUGGCGACAAUCCUGCCCUGGUUUUCAAGAAAAGCAGCAACGGAUUUUGAAAUUGAUGGAUUCAAAAUCAACAAGGGAUGGUCUCUUAACUUGGAUGUAGUGUCUAUCCACCGCGACCCCAAGAUUUUUGUUAAUCCUGAGAAGUUUGAUCCUUGUAGAUUUGAUGAGCCUCUAAAACCUUUCAGCUUCCUUGGAUUUGGAAGCGGACCACGUAUGUGUCCUGGAAUCAACCUGGCCAAACUGGAAAUUUCUGUUUUCCUUCAUCAUCUUGUCUGCAGAUACAAAUGGACACCUUUAGACACGGAUGAUUCUGUUCAGCCAACACUUGUCAGGAUGCCGAAGAACAAGUAUCCUGUCAUGGUUGAGACACUUUAG
This is a messenger RNA of Nicotiana attenuata, 1419 nucleotides long. RefSeq names its product abscisic acid 8'-hydroxylase 3-like. Gene Ontology annotation, biological process: multicellular organism development; sterol metabolic process; brassinosteroid biosynthetic process. The record is from RefSeq and is a predicted model, not a curated record. Gene Ontology annotation, molecular function: oxidoreductase activity, acting on paired donors, with incorporation or reduction of molecular oxygen; heme binding; monooxygenase activity. Lineage: Eukaryota; Viridiplantae; Streptophyta; Magnoliopsida; Solanales; Solanaceae. The coding region runs from base 1 to 1419 and encodes 472 amino acids. The transcript is spliced from 9 exons.